AUGAAAACACCCACCACCGCGGCGGCCUCGCUGCUGGCCGUGCUCGGCGCCCUGCCGCCCUGGGUGCAGGCUCAGGAUGGCGAGGCCUGGUACAAGGCGCAUCCGUCCAUGGCCCGCAUCAGCCUCGUGAACCAAGACUCGCAUCAGAUCAUCGACGAGUUCGGCCGCACACGCUUCUUCCACGGAACCAAUGUCGUCAUGAAGGAGCCGCCGUGGUACCGCCCGUUCGAGUGGCAGCCCAGCCGCUCGUCCUUUGGCAAGAAGGACGUCGAGAACCUGCGGGACCUGGGCCUCAACGUCGUGCGCCUGGGCCACAGCUGGGCCGGCGCCGAGCCCGUGCGCGGCGAGUACAACCAGACGUUCCUGGACAUCAUGAAGCAGCAGACCAAGCUGGCCGAGGAUCACGGCAUCUACGUCCUCGUCGACGUGCAUCAGGACCUUCUCGCCCGGCAGCUGUGCGGCCACGGCGCACCAGACUGGUUCGUCAAGCCCGACUGGAUGACGGGUUGGAUGAAGUACCCCUUCCCCCUCAAGCUGUCGCCCUUCCCUACCGACGCAGAAGGCUUCCCGACGCCGGCCUCGAUCUGCAACACGGUCGACUGGGGCCUGAGCUACACCUCCAAGGCGGUCGGCAACGCCUUCGGCCGGCUGUACAACAACCACGACGGCCUCGGCGAUGCCUUCGCCGCCUACUGGAGGAAGCUCGCGUCGGGCUACGCGAAGACGAAGAACGUGGUCGGCUACAACCUGCUGAACGAGCCGUGGGUGGGCGACACGUGGGCGGAUCCGACCUUGCUCAUCCCCGGCGUCGCUGACGGCAAGAACAUGGAGGGGUUGUGGAACCGGGUGACUAAGCAGAUCCGCACCGUCGACGACGACACCCUCGUCUGGUUCGAGGGCGCCACGCUCGACAUCAACUCGGGCUUCAGCAACGUGCCGCUCGCCGACGGCUCCAAGUCGGUUCACUCCUACCACUACUACCGCCCGCCGCAGAUCGGCUCCAUUUCCAACACGCUCAAGAACCGGCACGAGGACAACGUGCGUCUCAAGACGGCCGGCGUCCUGACGGAGCUCGAGUUCUGGAUGGGCGACGAUGCUCAGAUGCAGCGUCUGGACGAGGCCAUGACGGCGACGGACGAGCACAUGGUCUCCUGGAUCGGCUGGGCCUACGAGAACCUGUACAACCGCACCUCGGGUGAGCCGCACCCGCCGCUGGCGAAGCACUACAGCCGCGCCUACCCCGCCGCCGUCGCCGGCACCCCUCUCGGCUUCGGCUUCGACGCCCGCUCGAGGACGUUCAAGUUGCGCUUCACCUCCAACCCGGCCAUGCACGCGCCUACCGAGAUCAUCCUCCCCAGAUCCCAGUUCCCCAACGGCUACAACGUCCAGGUCCACCCCUUCGGCAGCCUCGUCUCGUUCCCGCGCGACCCCCGUACGCUGGCCUUGUUUACGUCGUCGAAUUUGAAGUACGCGACGGAGAUUACUGUCGUGAUUACUGCCAAAUGA
Drechmeria coniospora is the source of this 1506-nucleotide messenger RNA. Its product is annotated as cellulase. The transcript has 2 exons. Bases 1 to 1506 code for a protein of 501 amino acids. Gene Ontology annotation, molecular function: hydrolase activity, hydrolyzing O-glycosyl compounds. The record is from RefSeq and is a predicted model, not a curated record. Lineage: Eukaryota; Fungi; Ascomycota; Sordariomycetes; Hypocreales; Ophiocordycipitaceae.